CUUGAAAAUACUUCCAAGUUUCUGACUUUUAUUAAUCUAUUUUUAUUUAUUUUUAUAUAAUAUACUGCUUGUCUGCAUUCUGCAAGAGAGAGAGGGAGGUGGUCUUGUAGAGUACGGGUCUUUGAAUAUGGAUUAUUGGAAAAUGAUGAAAUAAAGUAUAAUGAUGGGAUUUUCUUGGAAAUGAAGGUGUAGAGAGAGAGAGAGAGAGAGAGAGAGAGAGAGCUUCUGCAGAUUUGGUUGGAGUUCAAAGGGAUUUUUUCCUUCAUAGUUGGAAUUAUUGGAUUGUUGGGUGUUGUUUCCUUCAAUUGGGUUUUCUCCUCUUAGAUUGAGAUUUUGGAGUUUUUGGGUGUUUUAAGGAGACUGAAAGCAUGAGAGGAAGAGGAGGAGUUAAUGGGAAUUACUUCUUGUUGAAUACGGGGGCUAGAAUUCCGGCUAUUGGGCUCGGAACAUGGCAGAGUGGUGGAGAUCUCUGCAUCGAAGCUGUGAAAACCGCAUUGAAGGUCGGCUAUCGUCACAUAGACUGUGCUCAUCUUUAUGGGAACGAGAUUGAAGUUGGGCAAGCUUUGGCGGGAGCUUUUGACGAUGGGCUUAAGAGGGAGGAUGUGUUUUUGACAUCGAAAUUUUACUGCACCACAAAUUCUCUUAAGAGAAUUGAGAAUUCUGUUAGAGUUUCGCUGAAGAGCCUCGGCGUGUCAUAUUUGGACCUUUAUUUGGUGCAUUGGCCUGAGAGUUCAGCUUUUGGGGAUGCCACCGAUCCUCCUUCAAAAUCAGGAAGCGAGUAUAGGCAGUUCUCGCAUCGGUUGAAGCCAACGUGGAAGGCCAUGGAAGGUCUUGUCGAGACGGGGCUAGUUCGUGCUAUAGGUGUUAGCAAUUUCAGUGUUCAGCAGAUUGAGGAGUUGCUCCAAUUUGCAAAGAUCGUACCUGCAGUUAAUCAGGCAGAGUUGCACCCUUUCUGGAGGCAAGAUGAGCUUGUAAAGUUCUGUCAAUUGAAAGGUAUUCAUGUAUCUGCUCAUACCCCAUUAGGAGUGCCCACUACCAAUCCCAGUCUGUCCGAUAGUGGAUCGGGAGAAGAUGAACCCGGAACUCCUAGGAUAUCAUUUGGAAGGUCAAGAUCGGUACACGGACCGAUGCUGAAACUGUCUGUUGUUGCAGAUAUUGCAGAGCACCACAAAAAGACACCGGAGCAGGUAAUUCUGCGGUGGGGACUACAACGAGGAACAAGUGUUCUGCCAUGCAGCCUCAAGCCUGACCGGAUCAGUAAAAACAUAGACAUUUUCAGUUGGUCACUCUCAGAUGAUGAGUGGAAUCAGCUGAAUAGGAUUGAAAUGCAAGUAUGCCUCUUCGGAAAUAGUCCCGUACUCAACCCCUCUGAAAGCGGCUUACUGUCAGGAAGAGGUCCACUCCAAGCAGUGCAUGAGACAGAUGACGAUGUUGAAUGAAGUUCGUGACAUUUCACUGUAUUUUCUGAAGAUUUACUGUGAUAUAGUACAAUAAUUGUUUUUUAGUUAUACGACUGUCUUGAUACUUAUUUUCCUUCUCUCGUUUUUCUUUUCUCCCUUUUCUCUUAUGCAUGUAAGGGCAGAUAUGUCAUCUGGAGUGGAGUAUGAAAGUUCCAUUGUCAUUUUCCUUC
Molecule: messenger RNA, 1630 nt
Organism: Magnolia sinica
Lineage: Eukaryota; Viridiplantae; Streptophyta; Magnoliopsida; Magnoliales; Magnoliaceae
Product: aldo-keto reductase family 4 member C10-like
Exons: 4
Coding region: 369-1439 (356 amino acids)
Cellular component (GO): cytosol
Molecular function (GO): aldose reductase (NADPH) activity
Source: RefSeq, a predicted model, not a curated record